CAUUGAAAUCUUUUCAUAAAAAAGAUAUGAAAUUAAUCAGCUGAUUUAUAAUGAUAAGCUAGGGAAAAACGAGAAAAUCACACAAUCAACUUGUUCACGUACACAAUAGUAAGUGUUGGUAAACGAAAAAUGGUGGUAUGAUGAAAACCAUGAACAACUGUUUCACUAGGAAGAUCAACAGUGCAGUAUUCGAUCAAAUGGACCUGUAACGCUACACGCUUGUAAGUCAUAUUAACCAUAUAACCAUGUUAUUUGUCUACUAUAAAUGUUUUAAUUUUGAAAUAUAACAAAUCCAAUACACUUACAGAAAGUUUCUACAAAAUUAAUUGAAAAUAUAUAAAGUGCAUGGACCACAUAAAAUUAGACCAAUAUAAUGCAGUCCCAACUAGCAACAACUUCACGGAAAUUACCAGUAUUUGUAUUUCCUCACAGUAUCACUUUCUUUUUGGACGAUCAGUCUACUCACAAACGAGUUUUAACAUUGCAUAACCCAUAUGAUUUUCCAAUAAGAUUUAAAGUACUAUGCACUGCGCCAAAUAAAUAUAAAGUUGUUGAGCCAGAAGGGACAUUAAAAUCACGAUAUUGUAUUGACAUUGUUGUCAGACAUACAGCUGUUGUAUUUAGUAAUUGCAAUGUUGUCGACAAAUUUAGGAUACAAAUGCAAGAACAUCCAACUAAACAGACCAUAGGACAAAGAGAUGUUGAAGCUAAAUUACUUCCUGGUACAGAAACAGUUGGAAGAUCUACACCAGAUCCUGAGAUGUUUCAACAACUUCCAAUAAAUGAAACUAGACAACAACAAUCUUAUGCUCUCAUAACUCAAAAUAAAGCAAUUGACAGAGGGACAAAUUAUAUAGCAUUAUUUGCUGGAAUAAUUUGCAUAAUUGGAUUGCUUUUGCCUACAGAAGGAGAACAAAAUAAUAGAGUGCCUGAUUAUCUUCAUUUGUCUGUAAAUUUUAAAUUAAUAUUUUCAUUUGUAUUGGGUAUGGUCACAAUUAUUAUUUUAAGGUUGUAACUUUUGUCUUUAUACAUAUAAAACAAACUUAUCAUGAUUAAAAUCGUGAAAUAAAAGCACAAUUAAUGUUAGGUUUUUUUAACAUUGGGCCUCAUUUUUUGUCACUGGAUAUACCUAACACUAGUCUGUAUACAAUAAACUGUCACACUAUAUUGUGGCUAAUAUAAAUAUUUAUUAACAUAUAUAAAAUCUUUUACUCUUUUAAGUGUGUGAUGAAUAUAUUCUUAUUCAAAUUUGUGCUUCAUUGCCUUAUGUAUGCAUAAAAAAGAUUUGUACAUAUAUUAAAAUUUUAGCAAAAUUACAGUCUUUUUAUAUAUUUCACGUUAAAAUAUAAAAAUACAUUAAUGUUCAUAUCGGAAUUAAUGCUUUGUAUAUAAAAGCAUUAUGUAUACAAAAUACAUUAAUAAUUAUGCAUAUAUUCUAAAGAAACACGAUCUCGUGUAAAAAUGUAUAAAUAUCCUUUGUAAAAUGGGCUUCAAAUUUUAAGUACUCUUAAAUAAAAGUAUUUGACAUAUA
Frieseomelitta varia is the source of this 1531-nucleotide messenger RNA. RefSeq names its product motile sperm domain-containing protein 1-like. Gene Ontology annotation, cellular component: cytoplasm. The transcript is spliced from 7 exons. The record is from RefSeq and is a predicted model, not a curated record. Lineage: Eukaryota; Metazoa; Arthropoda; Insecta; Hymenoptera; Apidae. Bases 374 to 1015 code for a protein of 213 amino acids.